This is a messenger RNA of Stereum hirsutum FP-91666 SS1, 2738 nucleotides long. RefSeq lists its product as uncharacterized. NCBI's taxonomy places the organism in Eukaryota, Fungi, Basidiomycota, Agaricomycetes, Russulales, Stereaceae. The coding region runs from base 84 to 2738 and encodes 884 amino acids. The record is from RefSeq and is a predicted model, not a curated record. The transcript has 4 exons.
AGGUACUCUGCCAAUAUUCACAUCAUUUACGCGCUCGCUUCCUCGAGCACGGGCAAGAGAAUGACCUACGCGUUGCAAUAGAUAUGUGUCGCGAGGCUAUCGAACUCUCUCCGAGGGGCCAUUCGAAACGUCCAAUCUACCAGUACAAUCUUUCCGUAUUUCUGACCAGUCAGUUUCGUCUCUUCCGGAAGCAGGCCGAUCUCGACGAGGUUAUUGAGCUUCGUCGGGAGGUGCUGCGUGUUCUGCCACUGUUCCAUGUCGAAUACCCUAACUACCUUCGUGGUCUCGCUGAUUCACUCCAUGUGCGGUAUACACAUGCUGGUGAUCAUCAGGACCUAUAUGUCUCUCUGGAACUCUACAAGCAGGCAUUAGGUCGCUUGGCUCCGGAGCACUCAGCUCGAGCCCAUUUUUUGACGAACUUUGCCAUUGCCAAAUGCUCAUUCUACCAGAUAUCGAAGAAAGCUGAGGAGCUUGCUGAAGCUAUCGACUUUUUGCGAGAAGCAUCCGACCUUUUUCGUGGACAUGUCUUCCAUCCAACAUCAGUCAUGAACCUCGCGAGUGUGUUAUACACCGAGUACUUGCGCAAGGGGGCCAAUGUCGAGGAUCUCCACGAGUCUAUCAGCCUCACUGACGGCCUUGUACGAGAACUACCUCAUGAUCAUUCCCUUAUGAACACUUUGCGCCAUCUCUUGUCCAUGUUAUUGAUUGCCCGUUUUGAGAUCACCAGGGAACGUCGUGACUAUCUCAGAGCUUUGGAGUUGCAGAAGGUAUUGAUUGCAGAAGUACCGACUGGAAGCGCGAUGCGUGCAACAGUCAUGGACACCAUGGCAAGCCUCCACCUCGCUCGGGAAUCAGAUGCGGCCGACUUCACGUCCGGGCUACAACUCAUAAAUGAAUACUUACAAGAUUCGGUGACGACUCCGCGUUUACGAGCUGAGAUGGCCAUACGUAGGUUGGCCGAUGCCGAGUCCUGGAUCGCGUCGCAGUUUGUCCUCUCUGCUGACCAAAGGGAGCAGCUUGUCACGGCUUACAAGCAUGCCAUCGGUCUCCUUCCUCAGAUCGCGGCUUUCGACCUGGGUACGAGCGCGCAGCUUCUCGCCUUGAGGGAAACCUUGCAAGAGGACGAUAUUAUCGCGUACGGUGCUAAUCAUCUGCUUGCCCUUGGUCGAUCGGAGGAAGCUAUCGAGAUACUCGAAGCAGGCCGUGCAGUCAUAUGGACGCAGGCUCUUCGCCUCAGGACAUCAGUUGACGAUCUUGAGCUCGUCAACGCAGACCUUGCAGAGAAGCUUCGUUCUAUAAGCCAACAAUUGAAGGCACCUAUUGGAGGAAGUCAGACCUUGUCCACAGACGACGCAUCAUCCAUCUUGCCUGCUAUGGAUCAAGAGUACUACAGAACACAGGAUGAGGCCCUGCGUAGUGACCGAGAGGCUGCACGGCGCCGUGAUCUCAGUGCUUCGUUUUCCGCGACUUUGUCGGAAGCGCGCAGCAUACCUAGGUUCGAGCGCCUCAUGCUCAACGAGACGUAUAGCAGUCUUUCUCAAGCAGCUUCGUGCGGGCCGGUUGUGAUGCUUGUACACCAGUAUGCCAUUGUUGUCGCAUCUCCAGACCAAAAGCCUAUCCAUGUGCGAAUCUCUGUACCAAAGGUUGAUCUUCAGAAACUCCAGAAUGUGCUAAACCCAAGAAAUACUCUUCAAAAUAGAAGCGCCACGAUGACGCGAGAAGGGAUUGAACAUGUGCACGGAACGCAGCAAACAUUCUCUGACGAUCCAAACGAAUCGACUGCAGACCGAUAUAUUAAGAAACACCGACCGAAAGCCCUCGACCCAUACUUUGAACAGCUAGCUAAGCUAUGGGUGAUGAUCGUCAAGCCCGUCGUCGAGGCUCUUGGUCUCACGAAAUCAUCCGGUAUCCAUCGUCCAAGGGUCUGGUGGUGUCCAACCGCCGAGUUUAGUUUCCUCCCACUGCACGCUGCCGGCGUAUAUCAUCCUCAGAGAAAAGACAGCGUCACCGAAUCGUGUUCAGAUUAUAUGGUCUCUUCCUAUACGCCCACCCUGGCUGCCCUAAUUUCUGCAAGACGUAAUCUCAAGAAGAUCCCUCUAUUCGAAGUCAAGGUCAUGCCUGUGGCAGUCCCGAAUGCACCCAACCUACUGCCACUCAAGAAUACGUCUGUCGAAAUCGACAUAAUAACACGCAUAGUACCUCCAUCAUCAAUACUUCCACAAGACAGUGCUACACCCACCGUCGGUAGUAUCAUCGCAGGCCUUUCAGCUUCCGAUCCAUCUCUAUCACCCUCCAUCCUUCACCUUGCAUGCCACGGACAGCAAGAUCCUCGCGAUGCGCUGGAAAGCGGAUUCGCUAUGCAGGACGGUCUUCUCACAAUAUCUAAACUCAUGCAGAUCGAGAUGCCUAAUGCCUUCUUCGCAUUUCUAAGCGCAUGCGGGUCUGCGAUGGGCGACAGGCGUCAGCCUCAUGAGACGGUGCACCUGGCUGCUUCGAUGCUCUUCGUAGGGUAUAGAAGCGUGCUUGCGACGAUGUGGCCAAUGGCUGAUGCGGAUGGACCAAAGGUGGCUCGCGUUGUUUAUGAAGCAAUAUUCAAGACAGAGGACAACGAAUCGACCUCUACUCAGGACAUUGACCUCGAUUCAAUUGCAUAUGGGCUUGAUGAAGCCGUGCGCCAGUUACGGGAGGAAGGAGUACGGCCUGAGCGAUGGGCUACAUUUGUACAUUACGGAAUUUAA